AUGACUGUGAUCAUUUAUCACAGGAAAGGGAAGGAGCCGGAGCGCGAGAAGCUGCCGCCCAUCGUAUCGGCUGGCGCCGGCGCGACCGCGGGUUUGGACAGAGGAGCCAAAGGCCAAAUUUCCACUUUCAGCAGUUUUAUUUCAGCUGUUAGCCCGAAGAAAGAAGCCGCUGAAAACAGAAGUUCACCUGCACAUCUUGUUUUCCCUAACAUCAAGAAUGUGAGAGACCAACCACCAAUUUGCCUUGAUGUUAGACAGAAACAGCGUGUAUCUAUGGAUGCAUCAUCAUCCGAAAUGAAGGCCCCAGUCCUUCCAGAACCCAUUCUUCCUAUCCAGCCCAAAACUAUGAAAGACUUCCAGGAAGAUGUAGAAAAAGUUAAGUCAUCAGGAGAUUGGAAAGCAGUACAUGAUUUUUAUCUAACAACAUUUGAUUCUUUCCCAGAAUUAAAUGCUGCAUUUAAGAAAGAUGCCACUGCCUCAUUUAACACCAUUGAAGACUCUGGGAUUAAUGCUAAAUUUGUGAAUGCUGUGUAUGAUACCUUACUUAAUACUCCUCAAGACAUUCAGAAGACAGUACUUAAGGGAAUCAUUAACAGCCUGUUACGAGAAUGGAAAGGUCCACGAACAAAAGAUGAUCUUAGAGCAUAUUUUAUACUUUUACAGAAUCCUCAGUUUAAUAAUACAUCUACUUAUGUCAUCUAUGCUCACUUGCUACGACAGAUAGCUACCUUAGUGGAAGCUGACCAGCAUUUCCUAGUUCACUGGUUUAAAAAGUAAAUCAUUCUAUGAUAUUAAGAACUUUUAUAGUCUCACAGUUUUAAGUUUGGUAUUAGUAAUUUUACAAUAAAAUAUAUUU
This is a messenger RNA of Chlorocebus sabaeus (green monkey), 856 nucleotides long. The record is from RefSeq and is a predicted model, not a curated record. Lineage: Eukaryota; Metazoa; Chordata; Mammalia; Primates; Cercopithecidae.